Molecule: messenger RNA, 2348 nt
Organism: Numida meleagris (helmeted guineafowl)
Lineage: Eukaryota; Metazoa; Chordata; Aves; Galliformes; Numididae
Gene: NMI
Product: N-myc and STAT interactor
Exons: 10
Coding region: 129-1343 (404 amino acids)
Cellular component (GO): cytoplasm
Source: RefSeq, a predicted model, not a curated record
CUUCCUUCACGUGAUUUCGAGGAAGAGGAACGGUGACACAACGGCCCGCAGCAGCUGGGGAACUGCCGGCUCCUCCUCCAGCGGGAGGGAAAGCGAAAGCAGAAGCCGGCGGCCGCGGGAGGGAGGGAAUGGAGAGGCAUCCCGAGGGGAGCUCCGCAGGGCCCGCCGCCGUCCCGCCACCUCCGCAGGUUCUAAUGGAUUUAUCAAGCCUGCCGAAUUCUUUGGAAGAUAAUGGUUUUUAUGUGACAACUCCUGACCCUUCUGACAUACCAAAAGAUGAGAUGGAAAGUCUUAAACAAGAACUGGAGAAAUGGAAGGAAAGACUUGAAAAAGCUGAAAAAACAAAAGCUGACCUUCAACUCUGCAAAUUAAGUGCUGACAAAGAAUAUGUGGAAAUAGAGCAUGAGCUGACAGAGCUAAGGGAUGCUCAAGAGAAACUUGAUAAAGAAAGUGCUAUGUCUAUGGCCGUCUAUGAGGCAGAACUUUCUGUGCUAAACCAAGAGAACGCUGAGCUGAGGAGAGAGAUUGAGAAGCUCAAACAAGACCUUGCAGAAUGUUCUUCAGUGCUUUCGCAGGAUGGUAAGAUUAAAAAAAAGGUGGCAGAAAUGAAAGUAGAGUUCACUCACCUGGAAGACACAGAGGGUAACUUUCCGGACAUGAAUACUCGCUGCGUUUUUUCUGUAACAGCAAGAAUCCCAUUCAAACUGAAUCAAAACCAAGCACUGCUUACUUUGGAAGAUGAAGAAGUUGCCCAGAGACUGACAAAAAUGGGUAAGCAUACUGUGAACCUGGACAGAAAAACAGCAGAUGUGAAAGUGGUGCCUUUUACAGUUGGAAUGGGAGUCAAAUUUGAGCUCCACGUCACUAUUUCUGGAAAGAAGAUCAAUGUUUCAGAAAUCCCUGAGCUAUCAAUUCCUGAGGAGUGGAUGAGAGACAAAUUAGAGCUGAAUUUCUACAAAUCUGUACAUGGAGGAGGAGAAGUAGAAAAUGUAAAAUAUGACAAGAAGUCUAGAACAGCUGUUAUUACGUUCACUAGACCUGGAGCCACUGCCAGCAUUGUGAGAUAUACUAAAUACCCUUUCUAUGUCAAUGGAAGGAGCCACAGGCUUUCUGUAUCCCCAAGCACUGAUGUACACUUGGAAAAGCUUCAGCUCUUUUCUGGUUUUUCUACCAAGACCAUUCUACUGAAAGGAAUUAAAGACACUGAAGAUGAUGAGGAAAGCGUGCAGGAUAUGAUUGAAAUUCAUUUUCAGAAGCCUAGUAAUGGUGGUGGGGAAACAGAGAGUAUCAAAUACGUAUCGAAAGGAGCUGCCUGGGUUUGUUUUGAGGAGGAUGCCAUAUAGAAGACUGUAGAUCUAUCUCAGAAGUUCUGAACUUUUGCUUCAUCAGAGGGAUUAAGCUACACUAAUAGUUCUUGUAUAACUGUGCUUUAAUGUUUAGAAAUUGAAAAAGAGGGACUACCUUUCUGAUUUCUUUAAUGGCAUCAAGUUUGAACAGAAAUUCACUAAAACUUAACACGUAGUGUUCCAGGUGUUGCUGAUGAAAGUCAUGGAGAAAGCCUUCAUCUGCACACGUAACUUAAUCUAAGAUUGCUUCUUGCAAAUUUGCAGAUUUUCUAUCUUGUAAAUUUUAACUGGAUUUAUGCCACUUUAGAGUAUGCAACCUAUUCCGUCUUAAAUUUCCAUUACAAAAGCCAUUCAUAACCACAGUGUAAAGCAUCUUCACAGACCCACAGUUCUGGGGGGCUUUAUUGGUGUGUGCCAACAUAACUCAAAUACUUGAAAGCAACUAUUACGUAAUUGCACAAUAUAUACAUUAUUGAGUUAGUGAUAAAGCUACAACAGUAGUGAUAUGUGUUUAUAACCAACAUAUACAUGCUGGAGGUGAAAGAAGAGCACAAAAAUACCAAAGAUUUCCCUAUGAACUUGCAACUUGUGAGAAAAGACACAUCAGUAAUGCUGCUUUUAGCUGUCAACGUGCUGGUACCUCCUUGAUCCUCCCUCUACAAUCUGAUCCAAAUGCUGCUGAGCUUCUGAUGAGUUAACAGCUUGGUAUAUUGAUCGUUUUUAAUAUUUUUUUCCGCACUGGCGUUUUUGUUGCUUUAUUUUUCCAGCGUAAAAUCUUACCGUUGUGAAAUCAGACGACUGUUUAAAACAAGUUGCUUCAGAGCAGAGCUGGAGAAACAAUGUGAACGUGGGGCCUGCUCUGGGAGGGUACGCGUUAGGGGGGGCAUUUGGAAAAGGCACAGAGGGUUUAGGGGAAGUUAUUUUCUGCAAGUAAACUUCUCCUUCUGUUUCCAGUUCUGACUCUAAAAGACCUUUGAAAUAAAAAGGAAGUGCAAAAGCAGA